AUGGCAACCGCAAACGAACAAGCCGCUCACCUCAUUACCAAUAGCUAUUUUCUCACGGAAUCAGCAGCCAACCUGGAUCCCAAGAUUGCUGAGCAAAACAGAAUCAUUGCAGAACAAAAGAAAGCCUUUGAAGAGAGACAGGCUGCUGAGAAUUCCAAGACUCCAAGUGAGCUUGUUGUCGAAACUUGGGCAACCGUCACCAAGAUUCCCGACUACCAAAAGGUCGCUGGGGAAAUUCUUUUCCGUAGAAUCUUUGAACUCAAUGGAGACGCCCUUGCCAUUUUCUCCUUCGCCCAGGACUACAAACCUGACGACGACGCCCUGUACAAGGAUCCCAAGUUCACAGCCCAUUCCGCUGGCGUUGUUGGAACCGUCACAGCUGCAGUCGGUCUUUUGGAAUCUGGGGACAUGACUACAUUAGUCUCUGUCCUCAAGGAUCUUGGAGGCAAGCAUGCCAAAUUUAACUUUACAAAGGUUCACUAUGAUUUGGUUGGAGGAUCUUUGUUGUAUACUCUAGAGAAAGCUCUUGGUGAUGCGUUCACACCCAAGGUCAAAGAGUCGUGGGUCGGUGUAUAUGAUGUGAUCUCGCAACAAAUGAUGGUCGGUGCUGCAGAGGCCAAAGCUCUCAGCCAUUUGUCUGAAGAAGAGAAGGCCGAGAAAAAAGUAGCUGAAGCUAUUGUAUCUGGAAGUUAUUUGCUCACUGAGGCUGCUGCCAAUAAGGAUAAGGAAAUCGCCGAGCAAAACCGCCUCAUUGCGGAGCAAAGGAAAAGGUUCGAACAGACGGGAACUUCCAAAACUCCAAAUGAGCUUGUUGUCGAAACUUGGGCAACCGUCACCAAGAUUCCUGACUACCAAAAGGUCGCUGGGGAAAUUCUUUUCCGCAGAAUCUUUGAACUCAAUGGAGACGCCCUUGCCAUUUUUUCCUUCGCACAGGACUACAAACCCGACGAUGACGCUUUAUACAAGGAUCCCAAGUUCACAGCCCACGCAUCUGCCGUUGUUGGAACUGUCACAGCUGCAGUCGGUCUUUUGAAAGCUGAAGAUAUGACUACAUUAGUCUCUGUCCUCAAGGAUCUUGGAGGCAAGCAUGCCAAAUUUAACUUUACAAAGGUUCAGUAUGAUUUGGUUGGAGGAUCUCUGUUGUAUACUCUAGAGAAAGCCCUGGGUGAUGCGUUCACGCCCGGGGUCAAAGAGUCUUGGGUCGGUGUCUACGGUGUAAUCUCGGAACAAAUGAUGGCUGGGGCUGCCGAGGCCAAAGCUAACAGCCUGGCCGAGAAAGACGAAGACGUCCUUUGGGUCUAG
This is a messenger RNA of Cylindrotheca closterium, 1302 nucleotides long. The record is from the annotation of a GenBank genome assembly. NCBI's taxonomy places the organism in Eukaryota, Bacillariophyta, Bacillariophyceae, Bacillariales, Bacillariaceae.